Molecule: messenger RNA, 654 nt
Organism: Jaculus jaculus (lesser Egyptian jerboa)
Lineage: Eukaryota; Metazoa; Chordata; Mammalia; Rodentia; Dipodidae
Gene: Magoh
Product: mago homolog, exon junction complex subunit
Exons: 5
Coding region: 84-524 (146 amino acids)
Biological process (GO): RNA splicing
Cellular component (GO): catalytic step 2 spliceosome; exon-exon junction complex; nucleus
Source: RefSeq, a predicted model, not a curated record
CGGCGUCUACGUCAUCACGAGGCGCCUUCUCCCCCGGGGUCCGUGUGGCCUGUUGGGAGGAGUUGAUUGGUGUCCGGCGAGCCAUGGAGAGUGACUUCUAUCUGCGUUACUACGUGGGUCACAAAGGCAAAUUCGGCCACGAGUUCCUGGAGUUUGAGUUCCGACCUGACGGGAAAUUGAGAUACGCCAACAAUAGCAAUUACAAAAAUGACGUCAUGAUCAGGAAAGAGGCUUACGUACAUAAAAGUGUGAUGGAGGAGCUAAAGCGGAUUAUCGACGACAGUGAGAUCACCAAGGAAGACGACGCCUUGUGGCCGCCUCCGGACCGCGUAGGCCGCCAGGAGCUUGAAAUCGUCAUUGGAGAUGAACACAUUUCUUUCACAACAUCAAAAAUCGGCUCCCUUAUUGAUGUUAAUCAGUCCAAGGAUCCAGAAGGCUUACGAGUAUUUUAUUACCUUGUCCAAGAUCUGAAGUGUUUAGUCUUCAGCCUCAUUGGAUUACACUUCAAGAUCAAGCCAAUCUAGAUUGAAUAUUGCUGUGGACACUAGGGGUGGGAGUAGUGGGUUUAAGUUACUAUGAUCAGGAACUUUUUGUGUAUAUUGGGGCAAUUUUUUAUUAACAAUGAAUGUCUUUAAUAAAUGUGAUAAAAUCCAA